Molecule: messenger RNA, 1032 nt
Organism: Acanthosepion pharaonis
Lineage: Eukaryota; Metazoa; Mollusca; Cephalopoda; Sepiida; Sepiidae
Source: the annotation of a GenBank genome assembly
AUGCCCUCGUCUCUCUUUCCUCAUCUCUAUCUAUCCCUUCAACUCACUAUCCCUAUUCUCUCUCUUUCUAUCCACUCAUCAUCUCUCUCCCACCUUCAUCUCUCUCCCCUCAUUUCUCUCUCCCCCUCUUUCCUCACCUCUCUCUCCCCUUCCUCUCCUCCUCUCUCUCUCCCACAUUUAUCUCUCUCCUCUCAUUUCUCUCUCUCCCUUUCUCCUCACCUCUCUCUCCUCUCAUCUCUCUCUCCCAAAUUUAUCUCUCUCCCCUCAUUUCUCUCCCUCUCUCCUCACCUCUCUCUCCCCUUCAUCCCUCUUCUCCUCUCUGUCUCCCACAUUUCUCUCUCUCUCCUCAUUUCUCUCACUCUCUCUCUCCUCACCUCUCUCUCACCUCAUCUCUCUCCUCCUCUCUCUCUCCCACAUUUAUCUCUCUCCCCUAAUUUCUCUCUCUCCCUCUCUCCUCACCUCUCUCUCCCCUUCACCUAUCUCCUCCUCCUCUCUCUCUCCCACCUUCAUCUCUCUCCUCUCAUUUCUCUCUCUCUCUCUCUCCCCACCUCUCUCUCCUCAUCUCUCGCUCCCCUCAUUUCUUUAUCUCUCCAGAUUUCUUUUUCUUGUCAACUCUCUAGUAUUAAAUUUCUUUCUUUCAUUCCUUUUUUCUUUUCUUUCUUCCUUCCUUCCUUUUUUUUUCCUUGUCUCCCCUCUUUGUAUGUUUCUUUCUUUUCCUGUCUCCCUUUUUUCUUUCCUUUAUUCUUUCCCUAUCUCCCUUUUUUCUUUCUUUCUUUCUUUCUUUCUUUCUUUCUUUCUUUCUUACAGGCCUGUAUAUUUGCCAUCGCUUCCCGCCACACGAAGCAUUUUUUUUCCUACUAUCGACGCCAUUUUCGGCAAAUUACAGCCAUUUAUAUCCGAGUGCCAAUUUCUCAUUUGCUCCCCUUUCCUGACCCCAACGACAGAAGGUCACGUGACAGUCGGGUUGCGGCCCUCUACUCAAUCACCAGAAAGGCAUUCACCAUUUUGGAACUUUGGUUUAUGUUGGUUUGA